Nematolebias whitei (Rio pearlfish) is the source of this 388-nucleotide messenger RNA. RefSeq lists its product as uncharacterized. The record is from RefSeq and is a predicted model, not a curated record. Lineage: Eukaryota; Metazoa; Chordata; Actinopteri; Cyprinodontiformes; Rivulidae.
GCGACUGUGGAGUGCAUGUGUUUGUGUGCACAAGUGGACAUAAUCAACACUGUGUUCAGCUGGCCUUCAUUUCACCUGCUCUUGCUGCGCUGAAUUGCUGAUUGCUCCGACUUGUUUUCUACCUGGAAUUAAGUUUUCCUCACCAGAACUGAGGCUGACGAUUGUAACCCAAGGAGAAACCCCGGGGAUUAUUAGAGACUUUCAGGGAAGAGUAGUGAAGAUGUUGAUCACCAUGCUAACAGCCAUGUACGUGAUGGUCAAAGUCGUAGAAUCGAUCGGGAUCCAGUUUUCUCAUAAACGAGAGCCUUUGCCUUACAUGGUCUCUCAGCCGUUGCCUUGGCAGGUUCACUCGGUGUCACACAGCCGGAGGAGCAGCAAAGCAGAAGAG